Ficedula albicollis (Collared flycatcher) is the source of this 1421-nucleotide messenger RNA. It is a transcript of the gene ARF4, whose product is annotated as ADP ribosylation factor 4. The transcript has 6 exons. NCBI's taxonomy places the organism in Eukaryota, Metazoa, Chordata, Aves, Passeriformes, Muscicapidae. Bases 1 to 552 code for a protein of 183 amino acids. The record is from RefSeq and is a predicted model, not a curated record. Gene Ontology annotation, cellular component: plasma membrane; cytoplasm. Gene Ontology annotation, biological process: intracellular protein transport; vesicle-mediated transport. Gene Ontology annotation, molecular function: GTP binding; GTPase activity.
AUGAUGGAAAAGAAAGAGCUGUGGGAUAGGGCUGAGUGUGUGAAAGUCAGGUUAGCAAUUUUUCUCUUCUUUCUAGUUGGUUUGGAUGCUGCUGGUAAGACAACCAUUCUUUAUAAACUGAAACUAGGAGAAAUUGUCACCACAAUUCCCACUAUUGGUUUUAAUGUGGAGACGGUAGAAUAUAAAAACAUUUGUUUCACAGUUUGGGAUGUUGGUGGUCAAGAUAAAAUUAGACCUCUUUGGAGGCAUUAUUUCCAAAACACACAGGGCCUCAUUUUUGUGGUAGACAGCAAUGACAGAGAGAGAAUCCAAGAAGCAGCAGAAGAGCUGCAGAAAAUGCUUCAGGAGGAUGAGCUGCGAGAUGCCGUGCUGCUUCUGUUCGCAAACAAACAGGAUCUGCCAAAUGCCAUGGCAAUCAGUGAAAUGACAGAUAAACUAGGCCUUCAGUCUCUGCGUAACAGAACUUGGUAUGUCCAGGCUACCUGUGCUACGCAAGGAACUGGUCUGUAUGAGGGACUUGACUGGCUGUCAAAUGAACUCUCAAAACGCUAAUUCCAACUGGAUGACACUUUCACCAGGGACAUGUUUGAUAUAAGUGGUCUAGGCUUGUUACAACAAAAUUAGUUUGCAUCUUGGUUAUUACAGUAUCUGGAACUGAUAUUUGGGCAGGAUAUUACAGCGUUUCAACUUGUUUUGUUGCCAAUUAUUGUUUACCGAGCUACAUGUUGCAAAGGUAGCAAUAUGCUUGGGUAAAAAAUCUCCUUAACUUGGAAAAAAGUGUAUCUUCUGAUUUUAUUCCCCUUGUUAGCCUAAAUGCCUGAAUAUAGUUAUUGUGACAUCUUUAAGAUCUGUUUUGAAUACUCUUUGAGCCCCAAUAAAUUAAUAUUUUAAUUUUUUUUUAUCCCUGCUACUCUUAGUUUACUGAUGUCCUGUUUCAUUCCUCAGACAGUCUGCUGAUUUAAAAAUGUAGCAUUCCGUAUAUAUUUAUUUCUCUCCCUUGCCAAAAAGAUUUCCUAAUACUGCUUGUUCCAAGCCAAGGAAAUGCUCUAAAACACUAUACAAAUCUACUGCACUGAGGAAUAUUUUAAUUAUCCUUGGGUUCUGUCAGCCCAACUUGCCUUUGUGUGAAUUGGAUUUGAUGGGUAGAAUAGUUCUGUGCUGGUUGCGAAGAGCUCAUGUUGAGGUUGUUUUUAAUAUUCAGCAGAUUGUCUUCCUUUAUAUUGUAUCUUUUUUUUAUGUUGCAUGUUGCUUUUUGGUAUCAGCCUGACUAUUUUUGCCCAGUGUAUAAUAGUUCUGCUGAAGUUUUACUGUUUGUUGGUGAACAUAUCUUCAUAAGGAAAUUUUGGAAAAUUCAUCAAACUCAAUGGAUUAGUUUCUUCAUAACCCACUUGGAAUUAUUCCUAAUAAAAUGAUAAAAUGUA